Messenger RNA from Ruditapes philippinarum (Manila clam), 1236 nucleotides. RefSeq names its product phospholipid scramblase 1-like. The record is from RefSeq and is a predicted model, not a curated record. Gene Ontology annotation, molecular function: phospholipid scramblase activity. Gene Ontology annotation, cellular component: plasma membrane. The coding region runs from base 206 to 970 and encodes 254 amino acids. Lineage: Eukaryota; Metazoa; Mollusca; Bivalvia; Venerida; Veneridae. The transcript has 10 exons. Gene Ontology annotation, biological process: plasma membrane phospholipid scrambling.
AAUUCUAGGGCAUUGGCUAUUUUUCAAUAGUUCAUAUUCCUGUAGUGUUUAAUUUAUAGUUCCUUUGUCACGGACUAUUUCACAAGAUAUUUCAAAACUUCGUAUUUACUUUAUACCCCAAAUAUUCAUCACUUGUGACAAGUUGAGGAUUUAAACAGACUGGUGAGAAGUUGUCCACAGCUGGAACCGAAAAAAGGAAAUAACCAUGUCUGCUCCGAUAUCAAAUCAACCCCAACAAAUGCAAAUGGGCGUUGUACAACAAGGCGGCGGCCUCCCUCCUAGUCUACAAUAUCUGGCCGGUCUUGAUCAAAUUAUUGUCAAACAAAAAAUAGAGGCACUCGAAGUAUUGACUGGGUUUGAGACGAGAAAUAGAUAUGCUGUGUUAAAUAAUCAAGGUCAACAGAUAUUCUUUGUACAAGAAGAGUCGAGUUUAUGCGAGCGUUGUUUUUGUCCAAUGAACAGAGGUUUAACACUUCAUAUGACCGAUAACAAUAGUCAGGAGGUGAUGCAAUUCAGACGUGAAUUUAAGUUCUGCACGGGUUGUUGUUGGUGUGGUGAGGGGUGCUGUAACAUGCAGUUCACGGUUGAAUCUCCAGUGGGCAGACAAUUGGGUAGUGUUAGGACUGGAGAUUCUAAAUGCAAAGCUCACAUGAAAGUGUAUGAUGCCUCGGAUAAACAUAUGUUUACCCUGUGGGGACCAUGUUGUCCAUGCCAAUGUGUCUGUGGAUGUACUGAUGACAUCAACUUUCCUAUAACUGAUCCGUCAUUAACUACUCAAGUGGGUAAUGUUGCCAAGCAAUGGAGAGGUUGUUGUGUGGAUACAUUUACGGACGCUGAUCAGUUUUGCUUGACUUUUCCAGCAGACAUGACAGUUGAAUGUAAGGCGUUGUUGAUUGGAGCUCUUUUCUUGGCUGAGUUCUAUGUGUUUGAGCAACAGAAAAACAACAAUGGCGGAGGUGCUGGAUAUUAAUUGUGCAUGAUACUGUAUAACAACUGGACAUUGCGUGAUUCUUGCAGCAUACUUAUUGCUGCGAUAACAUUCUUUGCGUAAUUCACGCAUUAUACAAAGAAGUUUGCAUUGAAUAAAUUAACUUUCUUGUAGAAUAUCAACACAAGACUUUAACACUUGUAUAAUUAUUUAGCUCUAUUUGGAAUAGAUUAUGUGAUCUUUAUCUUUUACAUUGUCAUUGAUUUUAUUGAUAACCCUUUUAAACGAGAUAUAAUUUUGUAUAUACA